UAAAACGAGGCGGCCUUCGUUUCCUAGAGAGGACGUGAAUGUGGCGAGGAAGGGAGGUGCGGGUCGCGAGGUCCUCCGGAGCCAACGCUCUUCCCUCCUGCCCAGCCCCCAGUGCGCAUGCCCGGUCCUUCCAGCGGCUUUUUCUGCCUCUUCCCGAGGGGCUUCGGGGACCUGGACUUGGAAGCACCUCUGGGAGUUGCACUGAGAGAAAAUUAGCAAUAAAGGGACAAGUCCCUUUGAAUCCGGUGAGGGCAUUCCAGCAACAUAGAUCAAUGAUGGAAGAAGAUUCAGGUGAACCUGAAGCAAGAAGGGGCCCCCAAACCACCAAGACUGGGAGCAGUGAGGAAUUGUGGGGGGAAACCAUGGAGAAGAGAUUGAGGGAAGAGAACACCCUCAGCUCAAAUGUGCCGCAGCAGCAGUUCAGGAAAUUCCACUACACAGAGGCCAAGGGUCCCCGAGAGGUUUGCAGCCGACUCCACCAUCUCUGCCGUCAGUGGCUGAAGCCAGAACUUCACACAAAAUCUCAGAUCCUGGACCUGGUGAUCCUGGAGCAGUUCCUGGCUGUCCUCCCCCCGGAGAUGGGGAACUGGGUGAGGGAAUGUGAAGCGGAAACCAGUUCCCAGGCGGUGGCCCUGGCUGAAGGUUUCCUCCUGAGCCGGGCAGAGGAGAAGAAGCAGGAAGAGCCGCAGGUAAAUGGUAUGUCGUCAGAAGGGACCAACGAUUUCCAUGAGGCAGAGAAGACUCUCUUGGACGCCGGAGAGCAUUCGCUGAGACAAGGGACAGCCCAGGAGGAGGACAGAGGGGCCUCCUUGCUGGGGAUCUUCUUGUGGAAUGGAAUGGUGCCGGCAAUAUCUACUCAGCCAUCUCUUCUUGGUGCUGGAGGUGAAACAGCUGUUGUGACACCUGACCAGAGUCCAGUGUCCUUUGAAGACGUCGCUGUGUGUUUCUCAAAUGAGGAGUGGGCUGUGCUGGAUUCUCACCAGAAAGUUCUGCAUAGAGAAGUCAUGGAAGAGAUCGUUGCCUCUCUCGGCUCUAAUUGCCACAGAAAGAACUUCCGCCGGAGUCCUGCCAUUACUCCCUAUCAAAGAAUUCACACCGGGGGAAAUCCGUAUCAGUGCUUGGAAUGCGGAAAGAGCUUCAGGCAGAAAAUAACCCUCAUCCGUCAUCAAAGAAUUCACACCGGGGAAAAUCCGUAUCAGUGCUUGGAAUGCGGAAAGUGCUUCAAACAGAAGAUCACUCUCAUCCAUCAUCAAAGAAUCCACACAGGAGAGAAACCAUACAAAUGCUUGGAAUGUGGAAAAGACUUCCUUCGCAGUUCUUACCUUACUUCCCAUCAGAGAAUCCACACAGGGGAGAAGCCGUAUAAAUGUUUGGAAUGUGGGAAGAGUUUCACGAGGAAGAGAAGUCUCACUUCUCAUCAGAGUAUUCAGGCAGGGGAGAAAGUAUAUAAGUGCUGGGCUUGUGGAAAGAAGUUCUGUCAUGUUUCGUACCUUACUUCCCAUCAGAUAAUCCACACAGGGGAGGAGCCCUAUAAAUGUUUGGAAUGUGGGAAGAGCUUCCAUCACAGUUCUCGCCUUACUUCUCAUCAGAGAACUCACACGGGAGAGAAACCAUAUCAGUGCUCGGAGUGUGGGAAGAGCUUCACUCGGAAGAGGAACCUCACUUCUCACGGAAGAAUUCACACAGGAGAGAAACCGUAUCAAUGCACUGAAUGUGGGAAGAGCUUCCGACACAGGCCGCACCUUAUUUCCCAUCAGAGAAUUCAUACUGGGGAGAAACCUUAUCAGUGUUUGGAGUGUGAAAAGGGCUUCUACCUUAGUUCUAGCCUAACUCGCCACCAGAGAAUCCACACGGGGGAGAAACCGCACGACUGCUCGGUCUGCGGGAAGAUAUUCCGCAGGCGCUCGGACCUCAACAGCCACCAGCGAACCCACACGGGAGAGAAGCCUUACGUUUGCCUGAACUGCGGGAAGAGGUUCAACCGGAGCACGAACCUUAUUUCACACAAGAGAAUCCACACGGGGGAGAAGCCCUAUAAAUGCUCGGACUGCGGGAAAAACUUCUGCCACAAAUCCGGCCUGAUCAGGCACCGGAGGACCCACACGGGAGAGAAGCCGUAUGCCUGUUCCGAGUGCGGGAAGAGCUUUAGCCAGAGGCAACAUCUGAUAACCCACCAGCGGAACCACACGGGAGAAAAACCGUUCACGUGCUCCGAGUGCGGGAAGAGCUUCAACCAGAGCCAGCACCUUACCACGCACCAGAGAAACCACACCGGGGAGAAGCCCUUUGAAUGCUCCCAGUGCGGCAAACGCUUUUGCGACAAGUCCACCCUUUUUAGACACCAGAGAAGCCACAUUGGGAAGAAACCCUUCAAAUGCUCCAAAUGCGAAGAGAGCUUCUACCGGAGCAAGCAUCUUAUCAGACAUCAGAGAAUCCAUCUUGAACCUUCGGCGGUCUAAUUUCGUGGGGGUUUUUCCCCCUCCUAAGUUAAUGUAUAUAAACAGUGUUUGUUCCUUG
This is a messenger RNA of Podarcis muralis (Common wall lizard), 2517 nucleotides long. The record is from RefSeq and is a predicted model, not a curated record. NCBI's taxonomy places the organism in Eukaryota, Metazoa, Chordata, Lepidosauria, Squamata, Lacertidae.